Molecule: messenger RNA, 4722 nt
Organism: Cercocebus atys (sooty mangabey)
Lineage: Eukaryota; Metazoa; Chordata; Mammalia; Primates; Cercopithecidae
Gene: NPL
Product: N-acetylneuraminate pyruvate lyase (dihydrodipicolinate synthase)
Exons: 11
Coding region: 2047-2979 (310 amino acids)
Biological process (GO): N-acetylneuraminate catabolic process; carbohydrate metabolic process
Molecular function (GO): 4-hydroxy-tetrahydrodipicolinate synthase activity; N-acetylneuraminate lyase activity
Source: RefSeq, a predicted model, not a curated record
GGUAGAGCCAGGAUGCAGAUCCAUGAGGUCUGACUCCAGAGCUGGCCCUCUCACCCCUCUACAGUAAGGAACAAAGGAGAUGGCAGGUUCCCUUUUGGCAUGUUAAGUCGAGAUGCUUGUAGGAGUGUUAGGUGAAGAUAGACAGCAGGCAUAGCAUCAAUCUUCUUUGAUGCUUAAACAUCCCUCCCGGCGGGGAGAUGGCCUAGGUUAUGGGCCUUAAGGCUCAGAGGCUAAGUGGCAUGCUUUUGGACCAAGGGUGGUCACAUGAAGCUCAAAGAGUGAUUAGAGCCACAUCUUAUGAUUUCUUAUCUUGUGUUCUCCCAUGGGCCAGGUUAUUGGAUUUAUCUUUCUGAACUUCCAAUCUGAUUUUAGUCUCAUGUUUGAACUAGGAAAUACAGAGCAAAGCUACAUGCAGGACUUGAUUUUAGGAGCAACAGCAACUAUUGCUGGGAACAUGUCUGUUUGCAAGGAAAGUAUCAUGUUGUCUUUCUACUGAAAGUAGUCAGUGUUACUCAAGGGCUUACCUGAGCCAAGACUUGGGGAAGAAAAAUAGAAGGUAUGGUCGCUGUACUUCAGAAGUUUGUUCUCCUAUUUGGGAAGGUAAGAUGAACAAUUAGAAGAGCAAACAAAAUAAGAUAGCUCAUAACUAAGUACUACAUUGUGUGGAUUAGAUUUAAGUAUAGUGGGCAUUGGGUUUUUGAAUGUGCCAGUAAUGUCAGAACUAUAGAAUAACCCUUCUUUUUGGUCACCUAUAGACAUCUCUUUAUUUGCUACAAGGCCACUAUCUUUUGUAGAAUUGUCAUCAAAUACUAUCUGAUUAUAUUUUAUUUUCAUUUUCAAUUGUUAGACAUUAAAUUUGUGGUUUGGAAUUGCAUUUGUGGCUUUUUAUGUCUUAUGGCUCAGAAAACAAUAAUGCUUCUAUAACUAGCAAAUGUCAGAGCUGUGAGUUGAACCAGGUGGUCUGCCUAUGGAACCCAGGCUGUUAACCAGUCUGCUCUGUUGCUUCUUGUGGCCCAUCCAGAGUCUUUUACACUGAUUAUGGGCAGGUACACUCUCUGCCAGAUGGUGAGAGAUCCUUUGGCCCCAAAUGAGUGGUGUGAGGUUGAUUCAGCAGUGAGCUCCCCGUCUGCGGAAGCCAUCGUCCAGCCACAGUCUGAACACCUCGUUCAGUCACCCACAUAUUCUUCUCUCUUGAACACCUGGUGUCAAGCAGAGGGCUCACUGCAGAGAGCAAAGGCAAAUGAAACAUCCCUGUCCUGGGAGCCUGCUCUAGUGGGGAAGAGGAAGGUGUGAAUAUGCAGUCUACAUGGUUAACUAGAACUAGGAAAACUGGACAAAACUGGGCAAAAUUAGGAUAUGAAAAGUUAGGUAAAUCUGAAGGUAGUUAUGUAAAUCAAGAUGAAACCUUAAGACAGUCAGGUUUGUUUUAGGUGAGAUUCUAAGAAUGAAGACAGUGGAAAGAGAAAAUGUCCCCUUUUAUGACCAUAUUUCAGUUUAAGUAAUAGUACAGUUGACCCUUGAAUUACAUGGGUUUGAAGUGUGCAGGUCCAUUUACACAGAUUUUUUUCAACCAAAUGCAGAUAGAAAAUCAGUAUUUGCAGGAUGCAGAAUUCUCAUAUGCCAGGCUGGGGCUGACUGCGUGACUUCAGUAGGCAUGGAUUUUGGUAUACAUGGGGGUCCUGGAACCAAUUUUCUGUGUAUACUGAGGCAUGACUAUAAUUCACUGUAUGUUUUACUUACCUGAGUUAGGUUCAAGCUCUUUCUUGGGUCUGCUCCUGUUUACCUCUAUCCUUUGAGGAUUUAGAUUGCUUCCAUCAUCUGUGUAGAUAAAAUGGAAGGCUGUCCACAUAGUAUUUUCUCAGGUCUACCCUCUCCUGUCUUAAAGUUUCCUCCUCAGUAGAAUUAAGCUCUAAAAUUUUACCAUCUUGUACUUGCUCUGUGUGUUUGUGUACUUGUAAGCACAUUUUACAGUUCUAAACUAGAAAUGAACUUUGCCUGGGAGUUUUAUCAUUGACAUUCCUUGAAGAAAGAGAGAAAUUACAUUGUAUGUUUUCCAGACCUACCAGCAGCUCAAUGGCCUUCCCAAAGAAGAAACUUCAGGGUCUUGUGGCUGCAACCAUCACGCCAAUGACUGAGAAUGGAGAAAUCAACUUUUCAGUAAUUGGUCAGUAUGUGGAUUAUCUUGUAAAAGAACAGGGAGUGAAGAACAUUUUUGUGAAUGGUACAACGGGAGAAGGCCUGUCCCUGAGCAUCUCAGAGCGUCGCCAGGUCGCAGAGGAGUGGGUGACAAAAGGGAAGGACAAGCUGGAUCAGGUGGUAAUUCACGUAGGAGCACUGAGCUUGAAGGAGUCACAGGAACUGGCCCAACAUGCAGCAGAAAUAGGAGCUGAUGGCAUCGCUGUCAUUGCACCGUUCUUCCUCAAGCCAUGGACCAAAGAUAUCCUGAUUAAUUUCCUAAAGGAAGUGGCUGCUGCCGCCCCUGCCCUGCCAUUUUAUUACUAUCACAUUCCUGCCUUGACAGGGGUAAAGAUUCGUGCUGAGGAGUUGUUGGAUGGGAUUCAGGAUAAGAUCCCCACCUUCCAAGGGCUGAAAUUCAGUGAUACAGAUCUCUUAGACUUCGGGCAAUGUGUUGAUCAGAAUCGCCAGCAACAAUUUGCUUUCCUUUUUGGGGUGGAUGAGCAACUGCUGAGUGCUCUGGUGAUGGGAGCAACUGGAGCAGUGGGCAGACCAGCUGAAACUAAGAACAGGAACAAGUUUUGUAUCCAGAGAUUUAUCAACUUUGUGGUCAAACUAGGUUUUGGAGUGUCACAGACCAAAGCCAUCAUGACUCUGGUCUCUGGGAUUCCAAUGGGCCCACCCCGGCUUCCACUGCAGAAAGCCUCCAGGGAGUUUACUGAUAGUGCUGAAGCUAAACUGAAGAGCCUGGAUUUCCUUUCUUUCACUGAUUUAAAGGAUGGAAGCUUGGAAGCUAGUAGCUAGUGCCUCUCUAUCAAAUCAGGUUUUGUACCUUGAGACAUAAUCUACCUUAAAUAGUGCAUUCUUUUCUCAGGGAAUUUUAGAUGAACUUGAAUAAACUCUCCUAGCAAAUGAACUCUCACAUCAAUCGACAAGCAUUGAGGUACCUAUUGUGAGCCUUAAAAAGUCUUACUUUGUGAAGGGGCAAAAACUCUAGGAGUCACAACUCUAAGUCAUUCAUUUCACAGAUUUUUUUGUGGAGAAAUUUCUGUUUAUAUGGAUGAAGUGGAAUCAAGAGGAAAAUUGUAAUUGAUUAAUUCCAUCUGUCUUUAGGAACUCUCAUCUCAAUUUCUGGUUCCUAAUUCUAUUUUAAAGUUGUCUAAUUUUAAACCACUAUAAUAUAUCUUCAUUUUAAUAAAUAUUCAUUUGGAAUUUAGGAAAACUCUGUGCUACUGCAUUUAGACAGGCACUUUAAUACCAAACUAUAACACGUCUCAAUUAUAUACGACUCGAAAUACACCAGCUCAUCUGGUUGCUCUGUCUAACUCUAGAAUGGAUGCUUCUGAAUUCAUUUCGAUGUCACCACUUUCCUCUCUUCAGAAACGUUGGGUCAGGUGAGGACUUGUUUCAGUUCCUAUAACUCAGUAAAGGGCAGCUUUCUCAUAACAAAGGAAAAGGUCUUCCCCAAAGAUGAAUUUAAGUCUCUACUUUUUGCUAUACAGAAAACUCAAAGUUUCAAAGAACCAAAGGGCUCUUCCUCUAGGCACCACAAUCUUCCCCUUUCUCCACUGAGAAGACUGUCUCUCCCACAGGACCCUGAAUUAUUGAAAUCAAAGGCCGACUUCCUUUCUGCAGUGAGCCCGGAGGUUACUGUUACUAUCCUGUCACACUUGCAACCAGUUACUUUUCUUUAGUGAUAGAAGAUUUGGGGAGGACCCAAAGGACUCACAGCUUUCUCUCCAUACCUCCUUUUACUCUUUUCUUUCUGUGUAACAUAUCAACAACUGUUUAAUCUCCCUUCUAACAAACCUUGAUGUAAGCUUUCUGAUAUCAAAGUAUAUUGACAGUUAACCCUUACUGAUUUUAAACUUGACUAUCCAGUCUGUUAAUUACCUAAGAUUUUGUUUUCAUUUCAUCUCUAAUUGUUUUGAUCAUUGGCAGAGAAAGAGUAUUUGAAAUUCAUAUCAGUUUUGCUCCUUAUUUUAAUCUCUUUGAAUUAAAAAUAACACUUUUUCAAAAUGCAAAUUUGAAAUUAUAAGUAGACUUCAAUUAUCUUUGCUAAUCCUCUCUUUAAUUAGCUAGUUAAAAGUUGUUAUAUUUAUAUAUCCUCAACCCUCUUUUUGCCUUUUUAAAGCUGUUAAUUUCCUGAAAGAAGAAAAUGAGUUUUUGUUAGUUUUUGGUUCUGAGGAUGUGAUAUCCUUACUUAAUGAUACUAAAGCCAAAUUUAAAUUUUAAAAUUAAUUCUUGGGUAUCCAGUAAACAAAGAACUAUUUUUCUAUUUUUGCUUUUGUGAAGUCAGUGCUUAGAGGAUUUUUAAGAUGGUUAAUGAGCUUUUGUGAACAUAAAGAGAGAUAUGAUUUUAAAAUGGCCAGGUCUGAGUUUAGCUCUGUUAACAUCCAGUAGCUUAGAAAUGAAUAUCAUAUAGCAGUAGGCUAUUAAUAGUGCACUUAACAAGUAAAAUUUUGGAAUACUAUGAACUUAUUGUUUUGUUUAUAAUAUAUUCCUAAAUUGUUUUUAACAUUAAAACUACAGUAAUGGCAUGUGAAA